Cladocopium goreaui is the source of this 4203-nucleotide messenger RNA. The record is from the annotation of a GenBank genome assembly. Lineage: Eukaryota; Dinophyceae; Suessiales; Symbiodiniaceae.
AUGUCACUUCUUUUGCCUUGGGAAACUGGGAUUUACGCCGAAAUUUUUGGCACUGGUUCUACCUUGCAAAUGCCUUCAAGUCAUUUGCCUGAGCCGGACAGUGAACUCAUGAACAAGGUCAUCACGGCGUCAGAGGCCUUAGUUGACGAACCUGUGCUACCGACUGAUGCAUGUUUUCACAAAGCAGUGCGAAACAUUCAGGAUCUUGAUUAUUUCCAAAACAAAAACAGACAGCUUGAACUUGCCUGCGGUCAAUGGUUGGAACUCCUCUCAUGCAGUUGGUUUGCAUCUGGAGUUGGUGAGAUGUUAGCAAGAGAUAUGCAGAAGGAUUCAAGCGGCAAGCUGGCAAAUGAGACGCUGCAGGCUUCGUUUGGCACCAAGAGCCCACAGACACUGUUGAAGAGAGCUGCAAGUCUGCGUAGGUAUUUCAAGUGGCAUGCAUGUGAGCGUUCAGAUGCUGGUGAGAUUCAUUUGAGUCCUCUCCCGCUGUCCGAGCCUGAUGUCUGGGAGUUUUUCAACUGGCUUAAAGCAUGCAGGCUGAGCUCUGGAAGGGGAUUCACAAAUCAAGCUGCCUUUUUGGAGACAGUGCGUUUUGCAAAAUUUUGUUUGGAUCUACGUGAGACUGAUUGCAUCCUUCAAUCCAGAAGGCUGCUGGGCUUUGCUGCAAUUCAGAGGUUGCAGAAGGGCCCCACGAAGCAGGCUCCACCUCUUGAGCUAGCUCAUUUGCAGAGGCUUCAUGAAAUACUGGAAACUGCAGCAUGUGACACUGACCGUUUGGGAGCAGCAGUGAUGUUGAUUUGCGUUUAUGGUAGGGCAAGGUGGUCAGACUUGCGCUACAUCCACCAUGUGACAAUCGAAGAAGGCCGCAAUGGGUUUUUGACGUUGUAUACAACUGAGCACAAGACAUCAGCGGUUGGGGCGAGGCGUGAACAAUACCUGCCGCUGGUCAUUCCAUGGAUGGGUGUGACGCACAAUGAAUGGGUACGCACUUUCCUGGAUGUGUAUGCCCAAGUUGGAUUGGAUAUCAACAGGGUGCCAUUGGGACCUUUGAUGCCAGCUCCCAAGCAAGGAGGCGGUUUUGGGGCCCGACCCCUCAGCACCCCAGAAGCCGCUGAGUGGUUGAGGCUUCUUUUGAAAGGGACGGCAGAGCAUGAAACCUUUCGUGCACACUCUCUCAAGACGACCUUGCUGGUGUGGUCAGCGAAGGCGGGGCUCGACAAGGAGGUGAGGGCUGUGCUGGGGCAUCACGCCUCUGCCCUGCAGGGUUCGGAGGUGGUUUACAGCCGGCACCUCCAGACCCGGGCCUUGAGGAAGCUCAACAUGUUGCUGCACCGGGUCAGGAUUGGACUGGGAUUGGAAGAAGAUCCCAUGGUGCCCAAUCCCUAUGCAACACCUGCAAUGAGGACUCCCGCUCCAGCCACUGUCAUGGCGCCGAUGCCAGCGACACCUUUCCCUCCAUUGCCUCCUCCUGACCUGACAGCUGGACCUGUGGCAGCAGCCAUUGAUGCCAUGCAUGUCGCUGAAGACUUGGAGAGUGUCAAGGAGGAGCUUAUGGAUGAGGCACAGAUUGCUGCAGAGGCGGAACGGGUGUCUUUGUUUGACCUGAGCUUGGUUAACAGUGGCAUUGUGGAGAUUGACAGCUCUUCUGGCAGUGGAAGUUCAUCUGAUAGCUCGUCGGAUGAGUCAGAUGGGCCUGCAGUUGCAAAGCCAGAUGCUGAUGCGUUUGUUGAACAUGUGCCUGAAGGAAUUGAGUUUUUCAAGCACAAGAAGAGUGCCAUAGUUCAUCGUGUGAAGAUCAACUCAAAAGUGGCUGCAUGCGGCGCUGCGAUGAAUCACAAUUUCAGUCAGAUGCCACGUACGUUGCGAGUGAGGUGGCCGAAGUGUCUGAAAUGCUUUCCAAAAGAUACAACUCGGAUCAGAAGUUUGGAUCAAAUGAAUGAAGCCCUGGAUGCAGCGCUGAAGCGCACGAAGCAUGUUCAAGCGUUGCAGCAAGUUUACAUGCAUCUCAUUUCACAGAAAGCUGUUUUGAGACAAAGGUCCUUUUUUGCAGAAAGUGUCGAUUCAUUGACAAAGAUUGCCUUUGUUUUAGGACAACCAGGGCAACCCAUCUUGAACCAGGACGUUGAUGAUUUCUUGCAACGCACUUUGGGUAGGGCCGGAACACUUGCGGAAUCCAGUGCUGUGAAACGUUUGACAUUCGAGGCUCACACUUACCUUGUGGCUUCAUUGAGGCAGCAGGUGGAUCAAUCUGAGGACAGUCAGCCGCGCCGUGUGGCAUUUGCUGAGCGCACGCAGCGCAUGGAGGCCCUACGUUUGGAGCUGAGAGGAAUUGAAAUCAGUGGGGAACUUGAGCCUGCGCAUUCCCUGCUUGAUAAGACUUGCAAGAUGUUUGAAGAUAACUCCAUCAAGUGGCUGGAACCUUCAACUUGCAUUUCACGUAGCAUGGAGGUACAGGGGACAAGCAAGUCACGAGAGCUCACAUUAGAGAAAGGUGCCCUGAUUUUGAAGCAGGACGAAAAGGCAACGUGCUCAACAGAUUCAGAGAUCAAGUUGCACUACGCUCUUACACGAAACCAGAAGGUGCCAAGAGAUUUGAAAGGGUAUCACAUAGAGCAGUUAUUCAUGAUUGAAGUGUUUGCUGGUGGUGCUGUUUUGACAUCUGUGGCGAAGCAUUUUGGUUUGGGUGGCAUUGCAAUCGACAAAAUUAGGAAGUCCAACGCCCGCUGUACAAUUUACCAGUUGGACCUUUUGCAGCAAGCGGACCGAGAGCUUCUUGAGGAAUGGCUCUCUUCGCCAUUACUUCUGUGGGUGCAUUUUGCACCGGUGUGUGGAACUGCAAGUCGGGCUCGUGAGAUACCACAGCCUGGCGUUGCCAAUUUGCCUCGACCUUUGCGAUCGCUUGAUUUUCCUUUAGGUCUACCUGACUUAACUGGUGAAGAACUCAAAAGGGUUGAGCUUGCAAAUGCACUGUUUCUUUACACCUGCCUUUUGUUUGCACAGUGCAUUCGAAGGAAUGUGCUUGCCACGAUGGAAAGCCCUCGAGGAUCAUAUUUUUGGCUCACGCCUUAUGUGUUGGACUUGCAGCGGAUUUACCCGCUUUAUGCUACAGAUUUUCAAGCUUGCAUGUAUGGUUCCUUGCGUGACAAGUGGACGCGAGUGGUGGCCUCAUUCCCAGAAAUUACAAGCCUUGACAUGGCAUGUGACAGAAAGCACAAACAUUUGGGUUGGGGCUUUACUUUGAAUGCGGCAGGCCAAAAAGUUUGGGCCACAGCUGAAGAAUCACAGUACCCGAGAAAGCUCUGCAUAGCUUUGGUACAAUUGGUGCUACAGGUUGCGCACAGUUGGGGAGUCACUUUGAAGCCCAACUGCCUACAGGACAUCUCUGACCACCCUUUGCUGACAGCAAAACAAUCACAAGUUGCUGCAGGACUUCAACCAAAGACUUCAAAGUUGCCUCCAAUUGUACCAGAUUUUCAGCAGUCGGCAGUUUUUCUUGCCGAGGGCCCUGCAGCUAUACCCUGCUCAUUGAUGGCUAGGCUGCCGCAUGACCUUUCCUUGCGGACUGAGGAGCACCAGCCUGCACUGGUGCCAAAGGGCUCACGUUUUUUGCGUGGUCAUUUUGUGAGCGGCGACGACAAUGGGGGUAGUGAAGAGCCUCCACAAAAUAAGAGGCGACUGGAAGAUGGAACUGCCCACGACAAAGAUGCGUGGGCCUACAAAGUGGUUUUUGGGUUGCCAUGGAGCUGUGAGCAAUUCAUUGAGCGGGCUUGCAAGUCUGGCCACCCAGCGGCACAGAACCAUGCAGUGCCACUAGAUUUACGGGUGGCGAUUCAAAAACACCUGGAAUGGUCAGAACAUGCAUUGGUGGAAUACCGGAUGCAAUGGUGUCGCAAAUGGCUCAAAAGGGCCAAGGAGCUUGAAGAUGCUGAAAGACGAGAUGCUGCAACGAGGCCUGCACAUGUGCAGGCAACAACUAGCAACAAACGUUUGCUCCUGACUCAGGAGAUGCUUGACAGUGUGGGUUAUGAGGAUGACAGAGUGCUUGACUUGUUGCGAGAGGGCUCCCCAUUGGCAGGAGAGAUUCCUAGCUCGCCAAUGUUCAAGGAGUGCUACAAGCCGUGCCUUUUGACCCUGCCGCAACUUUUGCGAGAGGGGGUGUCCAGCCGCAUUGCCCCACUGUUCAAAAAGGAGCUGUGCUCUUGA